Messenger RNA from Leptopilina boulardi, 1597 nucleotides. Its product is annotated as cytochrome P450 4C1-like. Gene Ontology annotation, molecular function: iron ion binding; heme binding; monooxygenase activity. Lineage: Eukaryota; Metazoa; Arthropoda; Insecta; Hymenoptera; Figitidae. The record is from RefSeq and is a predicted model, not a curated record. The transcript is spliced from 12 exons. Bases 1 to 1551 code for a protein of 516 amino acids.
AUGUUAUUAAUAUCAGUGUUUGUUUUUAUAACUGUAAGUGUAUUAUAUUUGGUAAUUUGUGAAAUUUUGCGAAUUAGAAGAUUAUACAGAAAAACAGCUGAUAUACCCGGACCAUUAAAUUAUCCAUUAAUUGGAAGUGGAUAUAUUUUUCUUGGCUCUAAUACAUAUCUCUUUAAUAAUUUUUUAGAACUCAUGAAAUUUUAUGGUUCACCAACAAGAAUUUCAUUUGGUCCAAGAAUGUGGGUCUUUAUUAAAAAUCCAGAACAAAUAAAAACUGUUCUUCGCAAUAACAAUACUGUCGAAAAAGAUAAUAUUUAUCAUAUCCUUAAACUUGGACUAGGAAAAGGAUUGGUGACAUCUGAACAUAAAAUAUGGCGUGUACAUCGAAAAAUACUUCAACCCACAUUAUCCACUCAAAUUGUCAAAUCAUUUAUGUCAAUUUUUCAAAAAAAUGCACUUCUUUUAACAGAAGCUGUAGAAACAAAUAUAGAAUGCCAGGAAUUUGAAUUGUCUCCCUAUAUAUUGAAAACCAAUUUUUUAAAUACUCUUGAAAGUGUUUUGGGACUAUCAUUGGAAAGUGAAAGCAGUAAUAAUGUUGACAACUAUUUAAAUAACAUUAACAGAUUGAUGGUGUUAGCUUUCGAAAGAAUUAAAAAAGUAUGGUUACAUGCACAUAUCACUUUUCUAAUCAGUCCAAUGGGAAUGACUGCAAUGAAAUGUCUAAAACAUAUAAACAAUUAUACUGACAAUCUUAUUGAAAAAAAGAGAAAACAUAUGCAAAAUACUUCAGUUGAUUACUAUGAAGAUACAUCCGUAAAGAAAGUGAAACCAACAUUGGAAUUUAUGAUACAAUUGGCAGACAAUGAAAGUAAAUUUUCAAAAGAUGAACUUCGUGAACAUGCAUUGACGUUCAUUACUGGAUCUUAUGAUACAUCAACGCGAGCUCUUGGUUUUAUAUUUUUGAUGCUUGCUUCUCAUCCUGACGUACAGAAUCGAGUGUAUGAAGAAAUUUUUAACAUUUAUGGUGACGAUAAUGUAGAAUGUAAUCCUGUUCAAUAUGAGGAUUUACAAAAACUAAUUUACUUAGAAAGAGUAAUUAAAGAAACUUUGAGACUUUUUCCAUCACUACCACUUAUUGGACGUGAAGCAACAGAGGAUUUUGAUUUAGAUGGAUAUUUGAUACCAAAACAUUGUGGUAUAGUUGUUAAUAUAUUUGCUCUUCAUCGAGAUGAAAAAAUUUGGCCAAAUCCAUUAAAAUUUGAUCCAGACAGAUUUUUACCAGAUGCAAUUAAUCAACAACAUCCUUGUGAUUAUAUUCCAUUUAGUUAUGGAUCUAGAAAUUGUAUAGGUCGUGUAUAUGGUAUGAUGUCAAUGAAAAUAAUUAUUGUGACUUUUUUACGUAAAUAUAUUGUUAAAAAGGAUAAUAUUUUGCCGGUAGAGGAUAUUAAAGUACAAAUGGAUAUUUUACUUCAAUCCACUGAUCCAAUUAAAGUACGAAUUGAAAAAAGAGAAAAAUUCGUUAAUAAAGAAAUAUGUCAAACAUAUUUAUGAAUAAUGAAGUAUUGAAAUUAGAAAGAAAUUUUUAUGCUUUGAAUGU